UGUUAGCAGAUCGACCGUGAGAAAAACACGGCUCGACGAAGAGGAGUGUGUGUAUAUAUACUGUAUAUAUAUAUUGACUUUCACGGAAAAGCAGGUUUAUAAAUAGAAGUGAUAAGCAGUCCCUGCAGCUAAUGUUCAGCUGGUAAGAAGCUGACUUCACUGCAUUUUGUCGCUCCACUAGUUAUGUUUGGUAUUCCUUCCACCAGCCUCCCACGGCCCGCGUCCUCCCACGCCAGGAUCUGCGUCACGCUGGCCGUGUGGGAGUGAGUAUGAGCAAGACCGGAAUAUCCCAUAGAAGACGGAGGGGGAGGAGGCUGACACACACACACACACACACACAUACUGCAAAGUUGAGAGCGAAAAAAAAAAGAGACAGUGAAGGGGAAUAGAUAUCCAAACACAGCACCGAGAGCCCCGGACUCAAGUUGUGCAUCUGGGCUGCUGCUGCUGCUGGCGAGGCGGGCUGCUGUUCAAAUGCGUCUGUAAGAGUCCGGGCCAGGAGUUGUCUCCCCCGCCUCCCUCUCUCUCACAGACACACAACACACACACAGUCCACCCCCUUCCCCACCCACACAACCCACUCCACCCCCUACGUCGGGAGGAUUGGUGUGGUCAGACUGAGGCAGCCCUUCUCCUGACUGAACUGUCCUGACUGGGACAGACACACGCACAGGGAAAGAGAGAAAGUUCUCACUGGAUUCCAGAUAACACACAUAGAGACAGAAGACAAGCUCAGGAAGGCCGGCAGCGUACACUGCACCAGUACAGGUGUUGUCUUUUGACAUGGCUACUUCUUUACCAAGGACCCUUGGUGAAUUGCAACUUUAUCGCAUUCUACAACGAGCAAACCUCUUGUCUUAUUAUGAUGCAUUCAUUCAGCAAGGGGGAGAUGAUGUGCAGCAGCUCUGUGAAGCAGGGGAGGAGGAAUUCCUGGAAAUCAUGGCCCUGGUUGGUAUGGCUAGCAAACCUCUUCAUGUUAGAAGACUGCAAAAAGCUUUGAGAGACUGGGUGACAAAUCCUUCUGUCUUCAAUCAACCACUGAAUACCCUUCCUGUCAGCAGCAUCCCACUGUAUAAAAUAGCUGAGGGCUCAGCUGCUUUUCCUGGAUCAAAUGUUAACAGUCAUGAAAGAAAUAGUAACCUUCGGGAACCUCCUAUGAAGUUUCCAAAAUGUUUGUCUGUGAUGUGUGGUCAGGGGGUAGGACCUAACAAGUCUGUCAUGGCAGUGAAUUCACCACUGCAAGUAUGUAGUGAACCACGAUUCUGGCAAGGCCAUUCCAAUACUGAGAGUGAACAGAGUCUUUCUCCUGCAGAUCCUGCAUCCCCAUCUUCACCAAAAGAGAACGGUGAAACACUUGAUGCUGCUGCAGUCAUUGCAAUUACAGAAUCUGUUGAGCGUCUGAUUCAAGGCAUUCCAAAAGCAGACAGAAAUGAAGUUAAAGAAUUUUUAAAAACCAAUAAGAAGUUAGCAAAAAUGAUUAGUCACAUCUUUGACAUGCCUGAUGGUGACCCUCACAAAGAAGAAGAAAUCCGGAAAUAUAGUGCGAUAUAUGGUCGAUUUGAUUCCAAAAGGAAAGAUGGAAAGCAUCUGACCCUUCACGAGUUAACUGUUAAUGAAGCAGCUGCUCAACUCUGUACAAAGGAUAAUGCAUUGCUCACUCGGAGAGAUGAACUAUUUACGUUAGCUCGACAAGUUUCCCGUGAGGUAACCUAUAAGUACAGCUAUAAAACCUCCAGGUCUAGAUGUGCAGAACAAGAUGACUCGUCUCCCAAGAGAAUAAAAACAGAGGAUGGUUCUGUACAUAUUCAAGAAUCACUGCAGAUUUUGCAACACAGACAAGAAACAUUAAAAGAGCAAAUGGCUGUUGCCAAGAUGAAAGGUGAUGAUACCAUGAUGCGCAAUAUUCAGGUCCAACUUGAAUCAAUAGCUGCAAAGUACAUAAUGCUUGUACGUGAGCAAACAGGACGGGACAUGUUUCAAGUGUCUGAGAGACAUCCAUCUACCACAGCUUGUAGGUUGUAUUCUGAAGAGCAGAAUUCAAAAAGCCCUCCUGCAGAUACCAUCGAUGGACAAGCUGAAAAACCACUGAACCUCAGGAUUGCUGACCAGCAAAGUCGGCAAAUAAUGCAGCAAAUGGUAUCCAGAGAAGAUCUACAGCUUGCUAAGCAAGUGUCAAAUGAAUUAAGCAGACUUUAUUCUAGCAAUCCAAGAGAGUCUCACUCUUCAGAAAACAUAGGCACCUUGAAGGAGUUUUGUCAGACAGUCCUAAAUCACACAGAAAAGAAGAAUGAAGCAUUCAAACCUAUCAAAAUAGAGCCUGAAGAUGUCAGAUAGCCUUCUCCAGAUUUGUCUGUUUCUCAAAAUGGCAUCAGCAAUCACCCUAACAAGAGCCUUAAUGACCAAUGUUGCCUCGUCUGUGUUCCAUUAUUGUGGUUUCUGUUUUGUCAAAGUUACUGUGUACGAUGGUUUGAUAGUUCAGCAGCAUAAUUUCCAACCUGGUAAUUCAUUGUUGACUAAAUGUUCAAUAAAUACUAUAAAUCAGCUGGUCUUAGCAGUGAGAAAAACAGCUUAAUGAAUAAUCUAUUUAAUGUUAUUUAAUGAUUGGGAAUGAAGAAAUUGAUACCCAGUCUUGAAAAUUCUUAAUAGGCAUCAGCUUAAGAUGAUGUAUUGCUUUUCUCUAUAAGCUAGUCUAGCGUAUAGUUUAAUAAACCCUUAUUGAUAGUUAUAUACUUUUAUUCAGAUCUAAAAUGGGAUGCAGUACACAUAAUAUCAAAAACUUUACAUGUUUGUUUAUCACUAUUAAGGGAUGUGGGGUGGAAUUGGAUAAAGGAACUGAGGUUUGAUGAACUAAUCUUGUUGAGGUAAUCCAAUAUGGGCCACAAAAAAGUACAACUGUUGAAUCUCAGUAUAAUGAAAGGGGAAAGAAUGAAUGUAUGAAAGGUUGCUCCAAAUGCUGCCAAAUAUUUCAGGUACGGUUGCUAAAGCUGUCCACACAUAUCUGAAGUGGUGAUGAAAUUUUGAGCAUUGUAUCUAUGCACUUACUUAAAUAGAAUAAAUGUCAAGAAGUUGCAUUUUUAUUUAGUUGGUUGGCAGACUAGAAAUCAGGAAAUUCUCACAUUCCUAAUUAAACUGGGGGAUAGGUCAUAACUUGUAACAUUUCUAAUUAAAAUGCAGAAUUGCUUAUUAGUUAUUUCUGUUCAUAUACGUUGUCCAUUUGAAGUUUUUACUUAGAUUUACUUGAAUUACUGCAUAGUUUAUACUAAUAUUCUUUUCCCAAAAUAUUGCUGCAUCUCAUUCUUUUUUUCAAAUGUGAUGGGGUACUGAUUUUAAAUAGUUGACACAGACUUUAGUCAGAAGAGUUGUCUUUGCAACAUUUCUAUUGGAUACAGCAGUGAUAAUGCUGAGAUUCAAAUCUGCAUUAAAGAUUUGUAAAUUCUAUUUCUUUUUGCUUUGUUAAUUCUAUUUCUUUUUGCUUUGUUUUCUGCUUCUACUUUGUUCACUGUGCCUUCUGUCUGAAAUCAUGUUGCAUUUUGGUUGUGGAGAAUUUAAUUGAUUAAAGUCCAGAUAUUUUAAUCUGGUCAUACAGGCAGCCAAAGCCCUGUAGUA
This is a messenger RNA of Chiloscyllium plagiosum (whitespotted bambooshark), 3606 nucleotides long. RefSeq names its product NGFI-A-binding protein 1. The record is from RefSeq and is a predicted model, not a curated record. NCBI's taxonomy places the organism in Eukaryota, Metazoa, Chordata, Chondrichthyes, Orectolobiformes, Hemiscylliidae. Gene Ontology annotation, molecular function: transcription factor binding; transcription coregulator activity. Gene Ontology annotation, cellular component: nucleus. Gene Ontology annotation, biological process: negative regulation of DNA-templated transcription.